Molecule: messenger RNA, 1550 nt
Organism: Xenopus laevis (African clawed frog)
Lineage: Eukaryota; Metazoa; Chordata; Amphibia; Anura; Pipidae
Product: lamina-associated polypeptide 2, isoforms alpha/zeta-like
Exons: 2
Coding region: 435-1550 (371 amino acids)
Source: RefSeq, a predicted model, not a curated record
CAGAAGGAAUGUUUCCAGGUCCCCAGGGGACUUGAAGACCGUAGGAUGGACUGCCCAAGGGGCAGGAGAUCCGGGGAAGGCAGGACGCGUCCCCAGGUUGAGCCGCACUAAAGUCCGGGUAGUCUAGGGCUGCCCUAAUCCAAGAUGGCGGCCGUGUAAUUGGGCGCGACGCUAAGAGCGUGCGCGGAGUGACCGCUGAAUCCUCUGACGUCAGACGCAAAUGCGGAAGUGAAGGGAUUUAACCGGCGAUUUGAAUUCUAGUGGCGCCUAAGCUGGUUGCGGACUUAGAAUUUUGGCGUGUCUCCCUGCCUAGGCUGUAAGAUGUCCACUCCUGCUAGAGAGGAUUCGAAUGCUAAGAGACUUAAGAAGUCUAAACAUUUGCAAUGUAGAGCAUGUGAUCAAAAUUCCCUGAAGGCUAUGACAAGAGAUUGUGCAUGGACUGCAUGACGUGUAUUGCCAAGAAACAGGGUUCGGAAUCUGUACCCUCUACUACCUGGAUAAAAGAUUUUAUAAAAUCUACAAUGCAGGAGAUGAUGGCAGAAUUACAGGAUUCUAGACUGCCAGAAGGUCCUCUGGAUUCUCCAGUAUUGUCAGGAGAAGAUUCAUCCUCGGAGGAGGAGUCUCUAGCAUUAUUUGCAACAGAUAAUACGGCUAGACUAAUUAAGAAAGUUAGAUCCACUAUGGAUUAUUUUGAGGAAAUAGAAGCUCUACCCUCGACUUCUCAGGUUACAAAGAGGUCUAAAACUUUUCCGGUACAUUCGGUCAUGAAAGAGCUUAUGAAAAGAGAAUGGAAAGAGCCAGAAAAGGCACCUACUAUAACUAAGAGACAUAAGCUUCUAUUCCCAAUACAAGAGGAGGAACUGCAGUCCUGGGAAGCUCCUCCCAAAGUGGAUAUAGCGAUAGCUAGGCUGUCCAAAAAGACUGUCAUUCCUGUAGAAGAUGGAUCAGGAUUAAAAGAUCCAAUGGAUAGGAAGGCAGAUAGUAUUCUGAAAAGAUCUUACACUGCUGCAGUGGCAGCAUGUAAACCAGCUUUGGCAGCUUCGGGAGUGGCACGCUCCACUAGAUUCUGGUUGAAGCAGCUGGAUGAAGAUAUCACUAACCGCAUAGCUAGAGAAGAGUUAUCUAGUUCUCUUUCCAAGAUCAGUAUGGCUAUUGAUUUCCUAUGUGAUGCUACUGUGGAAGGUGUUAAGUUAUCUGCUAAGGCUAUGGCAUUAUCUACGGCAGCUAGAAGAGCCUUAUGGCUAAGAAAUUGGUCAGCUGACGCAGUUUCAAAAAAUAGCCUCUGUACUAUGGCUUUUGAGCCAGGACAUUUGUUUGGUGCCGAAUUGGACAAGUUACUGGAAUCUUUGUCAAGUUCUAAGGGUAAACGUCUGCCGCAGGAGAACUUUAGAAGGAACAGGAGAUCCUUUUUUAGAGCUAGAAGAUCUCCAGUUCGUGAUUCAGAAUUCCAGAAGGAUAAAAGAAAGAGAGACAAUGAUUCCUUUCGACCCUUCAGAGCUAACAAGGGAGGAGAUAGACCAUCCUUCCAGAAAAAGAAGUCGUCUUUCUGA